GGGGAACACAUGUUGAGGCCGGGGAGAGAGGAUUUUGGCUGCGGGGCGGCACUUUGUGGAUUUUCAUCUGGCCCAUCAAAGUAGUCGAGUGUGAGAAGUGUGGAUGUGGAAAGUCGGCGAUUGAAGCCGCCCGUGCCGAAAUGGACGCCCGUCUCGCUGUGUGGUUUCAUCUCCUGGCCCUCCUCCAGCCUCCGGCCCGGGCCUCCAUGGAUUCCUGCUACGACGAGGAGACGGCCGCCCCCAGCCGCUGCCUGCCCAAAUUCGAGAACGUGGCCUUCAACCGGAGCGUGGAGGCGUCCAACGAGUGCGGGUCCCCCCCCGAGGACUACUGCACGCAGAUGGGCUCGGCGGCGCGCUCGUGCCACCGCUGCGACGCCUCGGACCCGGGCCUCGGCCACGGCGCCGCCCUGCUGACCGACUUCCACAGGAACGACGAGCCCACGCGGUGGCAGAGCCAGUCCAUGUACUUCGGCGUCCAGCACCCGAAUUCCGUCAACCUCACCCUCCGUCUGGGGAAGGCCUUCGAGAUCACCUACAUCCGGCUGAAGUUCUACACCAGUCGGCCGGAGAGCUUCGCCAUCUACAGGCGCGCCGUGGCGGACGGACCGUGGCUGCCCUACCAGUUCUACAGCGCCUCCUGCGAGGAGACCUACGGCAAGCCGGCCGGCGGUUUCCUGCGGCUGGGCGACGACGAGAGGACGGCUUUGUGCACGGACGAGUUCAGCGACAUCGCCCCGCUCACCGGCGGAAACGUGGCCUUCUCCACCCUGGAGGGACGACCCGGCGCCUACAACUUCGACCGGAGUCUCGUCUUGCAGGAAUGGGUGACGGCGACCGACUUGCUCAUCUCCCUGGACAGGCUCAACACCUUCGGCGACGAGGUCUUCAAGGACGCCAACGUCCUGCGGUCGUAUUUCUACGCCAUCUCCGAUUUCUCCGUCGGCGGCAGAUGCAAGUGCAACGGCCACGCCAGCGAGUGCGUGUGGGCCGAGCGCGGCAGAGACGGCGGAGGCGAAGGCCUGGUCUGCGCCUGCCAGCAUCAGACGGAAGGAGACGACUGCCAGAGGUGUCGGCCCUUCUACCGGGACAGACCCUGGGCGAGGGCCACCGGGGAAUCGGCUAACGAGUGUCUGCGGUGCAACUGCAGCGGCCGCUCGGACCGCUGCGUUUUCGACGCGGAGCAGUACCGCGCCACGGGCAGCGGGGGGCGUUGUCUGGAGUGCCGGGACAACACGGACGGCGCCCACUGCGAGCGGUGCCGCGAGAACCACUUCAGGGGCUCGCCUGACGGGCCCUGCCUGCCCUGCAACUGCAACAUCAACGGCUCGGCGAGUCUGCGGUGUGACAGCGAGGGACGGUGCGAGUGCGGCGGCCGAGGCGUGACGGGGGACAAGUGUGACACGUGUCGCCCGGGAUUCCACUCGCUCGGCCCCGCCGGCUGCAGGCCGUGCGAGUGCGCCCCCGGGGGCAGCGCGGGCGUCUGCUCGCCGCUGGACGGCGGCUGUCGCUGCAAGGCCAACGCCGAGGGGAGAGACUGCGGCAGAUGCAAGCCAGGCUUCUUCAACCUGCAAGAAAACAACCCGGCUGGCUGCCAGCCGUGUUUCUGCUUCGGCCACUCGCUGGCUUGCUCCUCGUCCGGCGGCUUCGCGGCCGUCGACAUCACUUCGGAUUUCACGGAAGAUCAGGACGGCUGGCUGGGCGAGUUCUCCGGGGGUCGGCUGGACCCCCUGCUGUGGAAGGAGGGCGAAGUCUAUCUGCUGCCUCUCUCCGAGGAGGACCCGGGCUUCUACAGAGCGCCCGACAAAUUUGUGGGUGGUCAGAGGCACAGCUACGGCCAGCUGCUCUCCGUCACCUUCACCUCGGAGACCCCGCAGCUGCUUCCCGACCGCGUCGCCGUGCUGCUCGACGGCGCCGGAAUGACGCUCGGCGCCGAACUCGCGCCCGGCCCGGCGCGACGGGACGAACCCGGCCUCUCGCCGCGGAAAACCUUCGUGCUCAGGCUUGAUGAAAGCCAGAUGACGCCAAAGCUGUCCGCCUUGGAGUUCCGCCGACUCCUGCACGACGUGACGGCGCUACGCAUCACCAACGCCGGAGGCCUCAACUACACGUCGCAGCUCUCGAGGGUCCGCCUGGCCUCCGCGUCGCCCGCCGACGACGAAGCGGCGCCCCCCGCCCCCUGGGUGGAGAGCUGCAGCUGUCCCGUCGGCUUCGUCGGCCGCUUCUGCGAGCGCUGCGCGCCCGGAUUCACGCGGGAGGUCCCGGGCGGCGGAUCCUUCUCGCCGUGCGUCCGUUGCGACUGCCACCGGCACGGGACCUGCAAUCCGGAAACCGGGGAGUGCGAGUGCUCAGAUUUCACCGGCGGGCCGACCUGCGAGCGCUGCGUGGACGGUUACUACGGCAACGCCUUGAUGGGCACGCCGGGCGACUGCCGGCCUUGCCCUUGCCCCGGCGGCGGCGGCUGCGUCCGGGCGGGCGCCACCGAUCAGGUGGUCUGCACCGACUGCCCCGCCGGACAAACGGGCAACCGCUGCCAGUUGUGCGAGGACGGUUUCCACGGCGACCCGCUGGGGCGAUCGGGGCCGGCGCGGCCGUGCGCCAGGUGCGACUGCAGCGGCAACGCCGACCCGAACGCGGUGGGCGUGUGCGACCGCCUGACCGGCCGCUGCCUCAAGUGCACGGGCGACACCGAGGGCGACCGAUGCCAGCGUUGCCGCCCUGGUUACUACGGCGACGCUCGCGGCCACACGCCCGGGCCCAAGUGCAAGCCGUGCGACUGCAACCCCGCGGGAACGUCGGGCAACGCCACGGAGUGCGACGCCGACACGGGAAGCUGCGAGUGCCUGGAGCACGCGACCGGGCGGGACUGCGGCCGCUGCGAGGAAGGCUUCUUCAACCUCCGACGCGGUUUGGGUUGCGAGAGGUGCGCGUGUCACCCCGUUGGCUCGUCGUCCGCCGCCUGCGACCCGAUCACGGGACGGUGCUCGUGCAGGGCCGGCGUGGAGGGGCGGCUGUGCGGCGCCUGCCGAAUGGGCUUCUUUGGAUUUUCCUCACGAGGAUGCGCAGCCUGCGACUGCGACCCGAUGGGCGCCGCCUCCAUGCAGUGCCACGGCGACGGCACGUGUCCGUGCCGGCCCGGCUUCGCCGGCGCCAAGUGCGACCGAUGCCGGCCCAACUUCUUCCACCACGGGGGCACCCACCAGUGCGAGGAGUGCCCCGCCUGCUACGGCUUGGUGCGCCAACAGGCGGAGAACCUGCGGUCGCGCCUGCAGGACACCGAAAAGCUCCUGGCCCACUUCGACUGCCGGGGCCGAUUCGGGAAGCGCCGUCCCCCGACGGGAAACCAGACCGACGGGGUUGGCGGGAACCAGCGGGACGGAGAAGCGCUGCCCAACGCGCUGGAGGAAUUUCUUGCCUUCCAAGAAGCUCGGGAGGCCUUCCUGCGACAAUUCUCCUCCCUGGCGGGGUCCGCCGGCGCCAUGGAGGCCCGAUUGCGCGACCUGGCGGCCGCUUCGAACUGCAGCCUGGAAGAAAAGGAGGAAGAGGAGCGAGGAGGGACGUGCCGGACUUUAGGCAGGGUCGCCCUGGUUGUCGGAGAGUCCCGAAGGCAACUGGAGCGGGCCACGGAGGACCUGGAUUCCGCGGUCAUACCUUUUGCGCUUGAGUCCGGAGCAAAUCAAUGGAAGAUGAUGGUCAAUGAGUCUCGAGUCCUAACGAAAAGCCAUGGAGACGCCGCCGAGCGCGUCGGGGUCGCGGCCGGCGGGGCGCUCGCCGCUUCCGAGCGCGCCUUCGCCUCGCUGACGGAGCUGCUGGGCGACAACUCCACCGACGAGUACCUGGAGGACCUGACGCGAAGAAUGACACAAAUGCAGCAGCAGCGGCAAAAUCUGACGGCCUUGGCGAGCGAGAUUGACGCCGACGACGAGGCGCGACGGGAGGACGCCGCCGGGUUGCGGCGCGCCCUCGGCAACGUCACGUCACAGCUAAGCGGCGCCAACGCCAGCGACCCGGUCGCCGAGCGGGCCGACUCUCUGUUGAAAAAGACCCAAGAACUGGAUCAACACAUCCGGUCCAAAGACGACCUGAUCGGCAAGAUCACAAAUGACACCCGCUCCCUGGCGCGGGCCGUCGGCGACAAGCAGGAAAUGGUUAACAACGUCGAAGAGCUGCUAGCUCGCGCUAAGUGGGCCAAAGUGGUGGCCUUGGCUUCGGUGGUGGAAGGGAAAGGGACGGAGUCGGAACAAAUCAGCCUGCACCGGGAUCUGCAAAACAUGGUGCGCGAGUGGCCCCGUCUGCAGGCCCAGACCAGAGCCGCCAUGAAGAAGAAGAAGCCCCUGGAGGACAAAGUUCUGGCCGGCGUCACCAAAGUGGUCUCGGAGAUCCGAGAGACGAUCCAGCCCGCGCGGGAAAACGCCCUCUUAGCCAGAAACGCCUCGCGCGAAGCUGAGCGGACCGCCGACACCGUGGCCCGGGAAUCGAAAGGCGUCCUGAUGCAGGCCAAGCACACGAAGACGGCCUGCGCUCACCUCAGCUCCCACGUGGAAUCCGCCUUGCAGAGUCUGGCCGCGCAGGCGACGCUAGCCGAAAGCGCCGUGUCCAGCGCGCCCGCCGAGCCUGCGCCGGCGCUGGCCGACGUGAAGAAGGACGUGGAGGCGGCCAAGUCGCAGUUGGAGGCCUACUCCCGCACGCUAACCGAGCUCAUCAGCAAAAUGGACGCCAACGUGCCCCUGGAGCGCUUCCACCGGGUCCUGAACGAGACGGCCCGGCGCCUGAGCGCGCUCCGCGGCAGCGUGGAGGGUCCCCUGCUGGGCGCCAAGAUCGGAAGCCUGCGCUCGGCGGCCGAGGCCCAGCGGAACCGCCUGGCGCUGCUGGAACAGGACGUGCGGGAGAUCGAACGGGAGCGGGACAGUCUCAGGGACAUCGCCCUGCACUUGCCGCCGACCUGCCGGGAGGCCGGCGCCAAGACCCGCGGCUAAACCCGCGGAAAGUCUUCGUUACGCCGGUACCUUGACUCACGGGUGACCCGACCUGAGCCAAAAUUUCAGUUCGAGUGAAAAAAGGAGCGAUUAAGGUACGCUGGUCCCUCGUUUAAUUUGUUCCUUUGUUCAAAACAUUUGGAUUUCGUAUCAUCUUUCCCCAUUGACAUGAAUGAAAAUGCCAUCAAUCCGUUCCAGCUCCCAAAAACAAACAAACAAAAAAAAAACAUUCUGCAGUUUUAUACUUACAGUCAUACCCCAAUUAAAUACGGUUAUCGUUCCUUCAGGUGGCACGGUGGUGCUCUGGACCGGGGUUCAAAUCCCGGCCCCGCCCAUCUGGAGUCUGCAUGUUCUCCAUGUGCCCUGCGAUUGUCCUGCGACCAGUUCGGGGUGUGCCCCGCCUCCUGCCCGAUGACAGCUGGUAUUGGCGCCAUAACUCCCACGACCCUCGUGAGGAUAAGCGGCUGAGUAAAUGCAUGGAUGGAUCGCUCCUUCAUCGCAGGGGUUAGGUUUCAGACCACCCCUGCAAUAGGUGCAAUCCAUGAAGUAGCGACCUCAAUUAUGAUUAUAUAACCCUAACCCAAACUCAUGUCAUCUUACUAUCCAGGUGCUUAUCCUCACAAGGGUUUGCCGUACUGCCGAAGCCUAAUUUUUUUUUGCCGAAACUCUUUCCAUACCCUCGGCUUGCUGUCGCCUGGAGCCAGACAGCUUCACGACAGCAAAAAAAAAAAAAGAGAGAGAGAUUUCUUUGUGUUGUUUUUCCGCCCCCCCCCCCCCUCAACACAAUUGUUGACUAUUUUUUUUAUUUUAUUUUUUUUAAAUGUUCUCCGUAUGAAUGCAUCGAGUAAAACCAUUUAGCGCCGCCCUCCCCGCUGCGCCACUCUUCUGGCUAAAAAGCUUUUCAAAUGGGAGACAUUUUCACGCCGACAUUUUUCAAACCAGAAAAGAAACGAAUGAAAAGGGAAGGGGAAAACAAGCUGCUUUCAUCCUUGGCUUUGCUUUCGGCUCAUAACAUAAAAAUAUGUCAGAGAUGAUGUGGGGGGGGGGUGAGGGAAGCGCCCCUUUGAAAUCGACUUAUUGUGAUUUUUGAUUUCUAGCAUAUUUAAUGCUCGCAAACGCAACAAAGCGCCUUUUAUUUUGGUUUGUGCUGCAAAACAUGCCACGUUGAAAUUACGGCGCGCGACAUUCUCUCGAAAACCCCAUAAAUCCGUUUUAUGACAAUUUGUGACAUCAAUGGAAUCCGUCCUGUCAAAACUUGUUGCCUUAUAGUACUGUAUUUUUAUGAAAAGUUGCAUAUACAGUACUGUGUGUACUGCAGAUUACAAAUCAAUGUAACAACCGUCACAGUCAUGUACUGCGUUCUUGAUCCUCUGCGAAGAAUUACACGAGUGCCACUUGAGUUGUGGGCAGGACACGCCCCGCUGCAAUAUGAUUGGCCGCUGCAUCCAGGCAGCUAAGUAAGCGAGAAGUAUCAAUUGGCACUUGUACUGCCCCCUGGUGGCCAAGAGACGCACACCAGGGUGAACAGCACAAUGUGCGUCGGAAGUGUUGAAUUCUUUCUACCGUAAUUUCCGGCCUACGAGCCGCCACAUGCUUUCAACCCUGCGGUUUAUGUGGUGAUACGGCUAAUUUGUGCAUUUUUUUUCUAGAGGCCGCAAGGGGGCACUCGGGCGGAAAAGGUGAGAAUGAGACCGGUGGGAAUAUAUGUGCCGAGAAAGUGACUUUUACCGGCCUUGUUAGCGCUGCGCUAGCGUUAGCGCUGUGCUAGCGUCUUGCUGCUGUGUUACUGGCGUGUCUCAGUGGUAUUUACCGGUAAGUUUUAUUUUAACCGGCCUUGUUAGCGUUAGCUUUAGCGCAGUGCUAGCAUUAAACACCGUGUACCGUCUUUCUUUGUAAAUAUCUCAUGUUUCAAUGUGGGCACUUGCGGCCUUUACCCAGCUGCGGCGUAUGUAUGUACCAAAUGGUAUUUCCUUUACAAAUGUAUUGGGUGAGCCUUGUAACCAGGUGCACUCUAUAGGCCGGGAAUUGCGGUAAUUCUGUUGGAUUACACCACUACUGUCUGUGUUGGGUAUACCGGUUUUCAUAUAAAAUACCAUUUUACACGUGACAACUUUUGGCUGUGUUGAUGGAAGGCAGCUGGAACACAUUAAUGGCAUUUCCAUUCAUUUCAAUUGGGAAAGACGAUUUGAAUGUGAAUGUUUUGAACGUGGUCUUGCAAUGAAUUAAACUCGCAUGUCAGGUCAUCACUGAACAACUUCUUAGUUAGAAAUCCAAUUUAUAUUUUUCUUGAAUUUUUCAUACUUUUUUACUUUUUUUUAAUACUUUUAACUUGAAAAUCGGCGACUUUUCCCUCAAACAUAUGCACUAGUACCUUGUUUUUCCCGUGGGUCGCAUUCCAGAAAUCCCCUCGAUUCAUCAAAAUCAGCAAAGUAGUGACCAUAUAUUUAUUUCAUUAUUUAUAAAUACGCCGAAGCCGUGCGACCUUCCCCACGACUCUAAAACCUCUUCCUGUAUGGGAUCUUGAUAUCAUUUUUUAUUUUUAGAAUUGUUUAUCCUAAACAUCAUCUCAGCUACUAUCCCAGUAAUCACACAAAUAAAAAUGGAUUUUGCAUAAUACGAAUGCAAAAUAUGCCUGUGAGUUGCAGGUGUAUGUAUAUAUAUAUAUAUAUAUAUAUAUAUAUAUAUAUAUAUAUAAUAUAUAUAUA
Molecule: messenger RNA, 7678 nt
Organism: Syngnathoides biaculeatus (alligator pipefish)
Lineage: Eukaryota; Metazoa; Chordata; Actinopteri; Syngnathiformes; Syngnathidae
Gene: lamc3
Product: laminin, gamma 3
Exons: 28
Coding region: 141-4973 (1610 amino acids)
Source: RefSeq, a predicted model, not a curated record